Messenger RNA from Engraulis encrasicolus (European anchovy), 1218 nucleotides. RefSeq names its product DCN1, defective in cullin neddylation 1, domain containing 4 (S. cerevisiae) (gene dcun1d4). The coding region runs from base 11 to 919 and encodes 302 amino acids. NCBI's taxonomy places the organism in Eukaryota, Metazoa, Chordata, Actinopteri, Clupeiformes, Engraulidae. Gene Ontology annotation, cellular component: ubiquitin ligase complex. Gene Ontology annotation, molecular function: ubiquitin-like protein binding; ubiquitin conjugating enzyme binding; cullin family protein binding. The record is from RefSeq and is a predicted model, not a curated record. Gene Ontology annotation, biological process: protein neddylation. The transcript has 11 exons.
GGAUACUGUUAUGUUAGGUAUGUGGCUAGUUCUGUCUAUCAGGCACGGCCUGUCAGCGGAUCCCAAUCCAGAGGCUUCCUCGGCUGUGUCAGCUUAUUUUCAACUGAACUCUCACUUGUCGACACUGGCUAGCAUUCAUAAGAUUUAUCACACCCUGCACAGGCUGAACCUAACGGAGGACGUUGGGCCGGACUCUCAUAGCACAGCCUGCUGCUCCAGACCCAUGCCACCCAGGAAAAAGAGGAGACCCACCACAGGUGACGACCUGUCAGCCAAAAAGAGUCGACAGGACAGUGUUUUCAGGAAACACGAGUCGUCGCGUAUCCAGGAGGAGGAGGCUUUCUCCAGUAAGCGGUGUCUGGAGUGGUUCUACGAGUACGCAGGAUGUGAUGAUGUAGUAGGACCGGAGGGGAUGGAGAAGUUCUGUGAAGACAUCGGAGUGGAGCCAGAAAACGUGGUGAUGCUGGUCCUGGCCUGGAAGCUGGACGCCCAGAGCAUGGGCUACUUCACCUUACAGGAGUGGCUCAAGGGCAUGGGCUCCUUGCAGUGUGACUCCACAGAGAAACUGCGUCGGUCCCUCGACUACCUGAGGUCUGUCCUUAACGACCCCACCAACUUCAAGCUCAUCUACCGAUACGCCUUUGACUUUGCACGGGAGAAGGACCAGAGGAGUUUAGAUCUGAACACAGCCAAGUGCAUGCUGGGACUUCUGUUGGGAAAGACAUGGCCACUGUUUCCUGUGUUCAACCAGUUCUUAGAGCAAUCCAAGUACAAAGUUAUAAAUAAAGACCAGUGGUGUAAUGUCUUGGAGUUCAGCCGGACGAUCAAUCUGGAUCUUAGCAACUAUGAUGAAGACGGUGCAUGGCCGGUGCUACUGGACGAGUUUGUGGAGUGGUACAAAGACAGGGACAUGUCAUAGUGGCAGCCCUCCUGCCUUGUCCUGCUCUUCAACCACUUACAGACCCCCACAGCAAAACAAACACGGAAUGGCAAAAAAAAGACACCGGCGACAACGAUCGACAACAACAGCUUGGAUUUUUUUUUCACAACAUCAAAAACAAACUCACUGACAAACCGAACUGAAGGGUUCAGGUGUGGGUGGUGAUGGAAGCUCCCCCCCUCCCCAGCACAGAGCUGACGGGGGAGGGAUGGGGGAGGGAUGGGGUGGUGAGUGGGGUCCACUGGCACUCUCACUGCAUGCUGCCCCCUCCUGGCAGA